AUGAGCCGACCCUACAUCUUGCUGGCGCUCGCUCUCUCUUGGAUGUUCAGCUUCCACGUCCUGGCUGCCAACCUGGGUCGAGGACACCAACCUGGCGCUUCCUCCUCGAGCAUACAUCACACUGCGGUGGAGCAGGGAAACGCCGAAACGGCCGCGGGGAUUGUCGAAUCGAUCUACAAGCUUCCACAAGGACAUCUCAAGCCGGUCCGUGGUUACGAGCCAGGCCAGUACGACGCAUGGAGGGACCAUGUCAACUCGCCAGACUCUCGCUUUGUCGUUCUGGAAACGCACCGGCCAAACGACCCGCUUGUGCUGAGUCCGUUCUUCCGGUGGCAGCGUUCGCUCUUGUUUCUGCAGGUCCUGAGCACAGGGGAAGUGGUGCCGAUGGGCCAUGCAGUAGUGCCGGAGGGGAUUCCGCCCGGGCAUAUGAAGGACUUUUUGGAAACGAUACAGGAGGCGGCAACGACGUCGCAGCACGAGUUCGUGAACAAGUUUGGCGUUGAACGUCUAGUGGCGCCGAGAUUUUAA
Molecule: messenger RNA, 528 nt
Organism: Sporisorium graminicola
Lineage: Eukaryota; Fungi; Basidiomycota; Ustilaginomycetes; Ustilaginales; Ustilaginaceae
Exons: 1
Coding region: 1-528 (175 amino acids)
Source: RefSeq, a predicted model, not a curated record